UGCAGUCCCGUUAAAGUUUCCAUAGUGGACCUUCCUCUUCAUAGUGACAAUGAUUGGGAUUAAAUUGGGACUUUUGCUAGUGUUCAGUGUUCUUGCAAAGUGCAGUGUUAGGAAUGUUCAGUCCAAGUAUCACUUGUCCUCGAGGAUUGAUCCUGGUGUUAGAUUUAUCUUGGAAACUAACGAGUGUGCAGGAGUUGGUUAUAGGAUUGUUCGAGAUAAUCAAAUAGUGUUUGAAUCAACUCUAGGACACUUUGCUCCUCUUAGUAGUGCCAUUGAUCAUGGAAAUAAAAUUAUUCUCAUCAGCAAUCAAGAUCAAAUUGUGUUAGAGCUUGUGGAGGAUACCCCAGCAAUUUUCCUUGUGGAUAUCUCUCGUAAAAACAUCAAAUCGGAUAAAUCUAUAACGGAUUGCGUGUCUCUUGGAAGAAAUUCGCUGCAUUGGUACGGGGGUCCUCAGCAAAAGUAUCAGUACUGGCCAGUUGAAAAACUGACCCUACCUAACUAUUCGUACGUUACCAAAGAGGCUGAUAAUGCUGCUGUUGCUGAGAGAUAUUGGGUCAAUACUGAGGGAGCAUUUAUCCAUCUUUCUGACACAACUCCCCUCUUCAUCGAUCAGAAUUCCAUGAAGGAUGACCAUUUGUGCUUCAUUGCUCGUCAAAGCCUUCCUUACAACCCUAGACACCCAACCUUUGAUUUCGAGUAUUCGAUUGGAGUGGCAAGAGAUGCAAAAGCUGCUCAUAUGGAAGCAGUCCAUAGAUUCCUAGGUAGGCCUUCUGGCGUUCCCGAUCCAUUGAUGGCUGCCAGACCCAUCUGGUCAACCUGGGCCAGAUACAAGAGAGACAUCGACGAGACCGUUGUAAUGAGAUUUGCUAAUGAAAUCGUUAAUAAUGGCUUCACAAAUAGUCAGUUCGAGAUUGACGAUGACUGGGAAAUUUGCUACGGUGCUCUCGAAUUCAGGACAAGUAAAUUCCCAAACAUUCGAAACACAGUUCAACAAUUGAAGAAUAUGGGAUUCAGGGUUACGCUCUGGAUUCAUCCGUUCAUCAACAAGGGCUGUGAACCUUACUACACUACUGCCAAGGAUAAUGGAUAUCUCGUGAAAGAUCACAAUGGAAAUGUUGAUACACAGUGGUGGAAUAGUGAAAAAGGUGAGGCAGCUUAUAUUGAUUUCACUAAUCCAGAAGCUGCAGCUUGGUAUACAGGAAGAUUAAGGAAACUCCUGGAAGAUACAGGGAUAGACAGUUACAAAUUCGACGCUGGAGAAAGUAGCUGGCAACCUGACGAUCCCAUACUAAAUUCCCCUCUUGAGGAGCAUCCUCUGAGCGUCACAACAGACUACAUAAGAACAGUUGCGGAAUUUGGACCAAUUGUGGAAGUGAGAUCGGGAUUCAAGAACCAAUACCAGGAUGUUUAUAUGAGAAUGAUUGACAAAGAUUCGGAAUGGGGUUGGAAUAAUGGACUGCCUACACUUGUAACUACCCUACUGCAACUCAAUAUGAACGGAUAUCCUUUGGUUUUGCCGGAUAUGAUUGGUGGAAAUGGCUAUGACAAUCACAUGCCAGAUCGAGAAAUGUUUAUUAGGUGGCUGCAAGCUAAUGUCUUCAUGCCAAGUCUUCAGUUCUCAUACGUACCAUGGGAUUACCAGGAUGGGGAUGGAAUCAAAAUGCAAGAACUCUGUAAACAUUUUGUUAAACUUCACGAGGACUACGCAGAUACCAUUAUUCGAAGAUUUGAGAGGGCUGUUUCUCAUGGGGAACCUGUAAAUCCUCCUGUUUGGUGGUUGGAUCCUAGGGACAAGAACGCCCAAACUGCAUUCGAUGCAUUCCUGCUCGGAGAAGAAAUUCUAGCUGCCCCUAUUCUUCAGAAAGGCCAAACGUCUAGAAACAUCUACUUGCCAGUUGGACGUUGGCAAGAUGGUAACAACGGUUCCAUCUAUCAUGGUCGUCAAUGGUUGAACAACUACCCAGCUCCUCUUUCAGUACUUCCUUACUUUAUUCGUUUGCCAUAAAUAGGAGAAAUAAAAAUUGUUUUAUUGUCUUCUUAA
Molecule: messenger RNA, 2041 nt
Organism: Phlebotomus papatasi
Lineage: Eukaryota; Metazoa; Arthropoda; Insecta; Diptera; Psychodidae
Product: myogenesis-regulating glycosidase-like
Exons: 5
Coding region: 50-2005 (651 amino acids)
Biological process (GO): carbohydrate metabolic process
Molecular function (GO): hydrolase activity, hydrolyzing O-glycosyl compounds
Source: RefSeq, a predicted model, not a curated record